GUGUGACGCCGGGACCGACCCAGCCGAAACCGGCUGAAUCCGGAGCCCCGAGCCCCCCAGACCGGCCCCGCGCAGCACGGUAAGCGGGGCCGGGCGGCGGCCGGGUCCCGGGGCCGACGGGUGCGGCCGGGGGCCGGGCCCGCGAGGCGCCGCGGCGGGGCCGGGCGGGCGGGAGGCGCCCCGGGGCCGGCGGCCUGGCGGUGGGGGAGGGCGGCCGCGCGGGCUCGACUCUCGCGCGCAGACCUGCCUCGGCCGCGCACGCGCACUGCGCCUCCCCCGGCGGCCCCGCACGGGCAGGCGCCGAGCACCCGCUGCUAGGGAAGCGCGCACGCGCACGGCCGCUCGGCGCGCUUCUGUGUGUGCGUUGGGGGAAGGUUCUCCCUGCGCGUGCGCGCACCUCAGCGCGGUGUGAGCGGGUUCAGGCUGCGGCCGGCUGAGGGAGGGCAACUGCGCCUGCGCACUGCGCUGAGCCGUGUGGGAGAGCGGCGGGGUGCUGUGUGCGCAUGCGCAGAAGGCUCAUCACCUCUGCUACGCGGUGGGGUGGGCGUUGCUGUCGUUGUGCUGUUUGCUUCUAGUGUUACUUUUCUUUUGCUCAAGUUAAAAGCAAGCAAGUAACCAAAACCACCUGUUUCCUUCUGUCACUGUGUCUUAAUCCAUGGCCGUUUUAUAACGUGGAGAUUUUUUUUUUUACAGUUACCUGUGGUGUCACAUAUUCUGAGCGAAAAUAUUCCUAAGUACGAUUUCAGGUCCAGGACGGAUUUCUGUUUGAAAUCACAGGGAUAUUCAUAAGUUUUUAUUUCCCAGCUUUCAGAGGCAUUGGUGCUGUCAGUGUAGUGUUCUACUUUGUGGGGCUGCUCUGCUCAGCACUUUCAGUGCUUCUGCCUCUUUGAUGUCUGCAGUGCUCUAUGUUGUAAAUGACAAAAAAUGCGUAUUUUUCUCCUUCAGUUGCUGCUUCUCCUUUUAUAUGCCUUUCCCCAAAGACUUUGAAGCAGUCAUGGCAGAACAGAUAAAUAGUUGUUGAACACACUUGUCUUGUUUUUGUUUCUCCAAACGGAGCCGUGAGCAUGGGAGGGUUCCCUGUUUUCUCACCUGUGAUGCUCCUUUACACCGGUGUGUCUAUGGGCUGCCCUGGCUCUGCCUGAGAGAUUCCUAAUUCCAGGUACUGAAUCAGGGAGCCACAGUGGCAGGACUGGUCGUUAUGGCCACCCAUGGGGCACAGCUGUUCCAUGAAGCGUACAGUUCAUAAAGAGAAGGCAGUAUUACUUCAUAAGCCAAGCUGGCCUUAAUUCUUCCAUGUCCCCCCUCUCACUCGUGCCUGCUCUUGCCACAGGAAGGCAGAGAUGGUGAAUACUUCGGGAAAAGUCGCUGCACUGUUGUCUAAAGAAGCUCAGCCAUAGAAAUAACCUUGAUCUCCUCUGAUGAGGAGCAAGUGUGACAGGCUGAAAUGUGUUAGUAGGGUUGUUCUUCCUCAGGCUCAUAUUCAGCAGUCUUGAAGAAACUGAAGGGCAUUGCAGUACCCAUCUUCAUUCUUACUGCUUACAAGCUGUAGAUCCCCAGGGCCUGACUUCAGCAUUUGGAGUACAUUUACAUGUCCCUAACCACUGCAUGCAGAGAAGGGCUUCUAUCUGUUUCAAUGUGUUGGCCACCAGCUGGACGCCUGGUUUUCCGAAAAGCUCCAGUGUGUCUUUUCUAAGCUUGACGAGUCAAGAUUAAAAUUAAAUUAUGAUAAGAAUCCAUGUGGAUUUCUAACUUGGAGCCUGCAGUUCAAGACAAAGAUGAAUCUGCGUUCUGUAUUUACUGUAGAACAACAAAGGAUAUUACAGCGUUAUUAUGAAAAUGGAAUGACAAAUCAAAGUAAAAAUUGCUUUCAGCUCAUAUUACAGUGUGCACAAGAAACUAAACUGGACUUCAGCGUAGUCAGGACGUGGGUUGGCAAUAAAAGAAGGAAGAUGAGCAGCAAGAGUGCUUUAGAAUCUGGAGGUGCUCCCCCAGGGACUGCCCAUACUGCUCCCUCGGUACCACCAGAAGCAAUGGUCAGAAAUGUGGUAAAUAUUGCUCGAUCCCAAAGUCAGCAGUCUUCUUGGACCUCUUCUAAUAACGAUGUAAUAGUUACUGGUAUAUACAGUCCUGCUAGUUCAUCCAAUAGGCAAGGAUCCACCAAGCAAACAAACGCUUCAAUGGCAGAAAUACAUAAAACCUCUAUUCCAAGACUACCAGGAAAAAGUGACGCAGACUUUCAGCAGCAGCACAUCCCUAUAGGGCGACAAAUACCACACUGUAAAAAUGCUUCCCUAUUAGUAGGGGAAAAAACUAUUAUUUUAUCUAGACAAACAAGUGUACUGAAUUCUGCAAACUCCAUUUAUAGUCACACGAAAAAAAGCUAUGGUGGUUCUUCAGUCCAAACUGCAGAGUUAGUGUUACCUCAGAAACCAAUGAUAUGCCACAGACCCUGUAAAGCUGAACUCAUGGGCUGUCAGAGAUUACAAAAACCAGAACAUGCAGCUCUUGCAUCACAUGGGCCCCCUGGACAAAGGGCUAACGCUAGGGACCCUUGUAGUACGCAAAACCUGGAAAUCCGUGAGGUGUUUUCUCUGGCAGUUACAGAUCAACCUCAAAGAAUUGUGGGAGGAAGUACAGCACAGAAGCAUUGCUCGGUGGAAGGCAGCUCUCUGUCCAUUGCAAUGGAAACUGGAGAUGUGGAUGAUGAAUACGCUAGAGAAGAAGAACUAGCAUCCAUGGGAGCACAAAUACAAAGUUAUUCAAGAUACUAUGAAAGUAGCAGUUCUAUUCGAGUGGAGAACCAAAGUGCAGCCUUGUCUGGGCCAGGAAGAAAUGUGAGCUGUAGUUCUCAGAUGGUGAAUGCCAGGGACGUACCUGACAGUAUGCUGUAUCACAGCAGAGACUACCACUUGCCUGCACGGACCUCAUUACAUACAUCCAGUACAUUAUAUAACAGUGCUAAUACAUCAAGAAAUACCUUUUCUCCUCAUUUUACAUCUUCAAAUCAACUGAGGCUGUCACAAAACCAAAAUAAUUACCAGAUUUCAGGAAACCUUACUGUGCCUUGGAUUACAGGUUGUUCCAGAAAAAGAGCAUUGCAGGACCGCACCCAAUUCAGUGACCGAGACUUGGCGACCCUAAAGAAAUACUGGGACAAUGGCAUGACCAGCCUGGGCUCAGUCUGCAGAGAGAAAAUUGAAGCUGUUGCUGCAGAAUUGAAUGUUGACUGUGAAAUAGUGCGGACGUGGAUUGGGAAUCGAAGACGGAAGUACCGUUUAAUGGGGAUUGAGGUCCCACCCCCUAGAGGAGGUCCUGCUGAUUUCUCUGAUCAAUCUGAAUUUGUUUCAAAGUCAGCACUUAACCCAGGAGAGGAAACUGCUACUGAAGUAGGGGAUGAUAAUGAUAGGAAUGAUGAAGUAUCAAUCUGCUUAUCUGAAGGAAGCUCACAAGAAGAAACAAAUGAAGUUCUUCAAAAUGAAGAAAUUCAUCACAAAGAUGAUGACCGGAAUCCAGUAUCUGCUGAUAAUGUGAAAAUAGAAAUCAUAGAUGAUGAAGAAAGUGAUAUGAUAAGUAAUUCUGAAGUGGAUCAAAUGAGUUCUCUUUUGGAUUACAAGAAUGAAGAAGUCAGAUUCAUUGAAAAUGAGUUGGAGAAUCACAAACAGAAGUAUUUUGAACUGCAGACGUUUACGCGGAGUUUGAUACUUGCUAUUAAAUCAGAUGAUAAAGAACAGCAGCAGGCACUGCUCUCAGACUUACCUCCUGAAUUAGAAGAAAUGGAUUUCAAUCACACAUCACCAGAGCCUGAUGAUACCUCAUUCAGCUUGUCGUCUUUAUCGGAGAAAAAUGCCUCAGACAGUUUGUGAUUUUACUUCAUUUUUUUAAUUAUUUCUAAUUGACAGAAAGAAACCUCACAUAAUGUGUAGUUUUCAAGAGAACAGCAUUUUGCUAUACAGUGUUCUUCAACCCAAAAAGGAAAGCCCAAGGUGAAGUAGACCUCCCUGAAGAAUGGCUGUAGUACAUAACAGCUGCAGUUUAUGUCAAGAAAUUUUGAGUGUUGUUUUUGCUAAAUGAAAGAACUGUGUGAGGAAAUGUUUCACUUUUAGCAGUUUGGCCUUGAUUAGGAUAACUUCUGACUUUCCAGAAUAACAUUUGUUCUGUAGCAAAGACUUUCUGAGCAGGGAUCCAAGAGUGGAAAACAAAUGUCCUGUUACACAAACAGCCAGUUUUUCAGAGUUGCUUGCUCACUAUUCCUGGUUUUAAUUUUUUCCUCAUUUUGACUCAGGUAGGUGGACUAAAAAAUGAGAAUCCAAAUAGAAUAAUGAGCUUUUUUGAGUUGUGCUUGAACUCUUUGCAAAUCUGAAAUUAAACUAAAGUGUUUUUCAUCACAUGACUUCAGAUUGUUUAAUCUUAACAUUUUGUGACCAAAACAGUUGGGAAUACUUGGAAAGGCUAACUGAAUAAUUUGAAUCAUCACUAAACUGUUGAUGUACAGAAUCCGUCUGUAAGUGAUCCACCAAUGAGGUCAUGUGGGAAACCUGGUAGCUGCACUGUGUGACUUCUUCUGAUACUCUCACAACAGCAAUGGGUUAGACAGGUUUACACGGGGUUUUAUGAUUCUAUGAAUGUAGUUGCCUUUUUUAUUUGUUGAGGUGUAGUGCUGAAGUUCUGUUCGUUGUUUUAAGUAUCAUUUAUAUACUCUUCAACAAACCUUACUCCCUUUUAUCAAGAUGCUCUCUUAAAUCCGUUAUGCCCUGAAAGGCAUUUAGGUGUUUAGAAUUGAGCGUUACAGACUUUCUACAUGUGACCUGGUUUUGAAGUAGCCUUGUCUGACAAGUUUUUUGGCACUGCCAUGUCACAGUUGCCAUUUUUAAACUGUGAGCUUGAUUGCAGGCAGUGGCUGAAAUGAGUUUCUGCUUUCCCAGCUGUUGGUCACAUUGAAUCUCUUUCCUCAUCUGAAUAAAUGGAUGUGCGGACACAUUUGGAUGAACUUAAUAGGGUUUGUAAGUGCGUGCCCAUGUUAUUAAUGCUCUAUAACUUCUAAUCUGUAUAUUCCUCAACAAGCAUUUUCAAAACCUACUUUCACAGUUUGUUAAAAAGCCCGAUCUUUCAAUUUUACACUGAGUUAAUAAUACAGUCUGGUGAGUCCCUGUUCAUGCAGUGCAGUAAGUAAUCCCAUUGAUUUCAGCGUAGGCCCGAGGUGAGGCUCAGAAAAUUCAGGAGUGGUGGCACAUAGGGGAUGACCCGAAACACUUUUUUCUGUAAUACUGGGAUUAACUCACUAAUGAGUUCAGGUUUUCUCUGUCUGGUCCUCCCUAAUCACUCCUGCAGAUUUUGUAUUCUUAGGAUCUGAGCUGAGCUCUGUUCUGCCAUCUUUUUUUCUGUUUCUGUGUUGUACUUGGGUGUGAGGGAUUUUUAGCAGUAUUGCUAAGUGCCAGUUGCAUAGAGGUUUAAAAAAAAAAGGUUUCACAGUUCUGAAAUUCUGACUACUAUAUAAUUCAGUUAGUAUUUAGUCCUCAAAAAACCUCUUACAGAGUAACCCCACAAAAGGAAGCUGUUAGGCCUGCAUUUGAGUUAUGGUAUUAACUCAAAAAUAGUAUCCCGAGAGUGAGAGAGAGAGAGAGAGAGAGAGAGGCACUGUGUAAGCUGUGGGUUGCUCACAUGCUCACUGCCUGCACUGAAGUACCACAUCCUGGCUGGGAGGUGAAUGCUGAUAUCCUUACUCAAAGGAGGAGCAUUAUUUCAUGUGCCUCCUGAAAUGACCACUGAUUUAAAAGUAAUUAAGGUUUGUGAGCAAAGAUCACAGUACUAGCCUUCAAAUGUAAGGAGUUCAACCAUAAUUCUGCUCACUCUGGAAAAAAAAUCUUUUAUAAAGGGUUUUCUAUACUGAGUUAACAAUACUCUCUUACUGUUCUCUCUAGAUAGGAAAUUUGUGCCACUGACAUUGAAACCUCUGUGAGCUUUGCUAAAAUUAAAAAAAAACAAAAAAAAAAGUGAUUUACCACUAUUUGGGCCCUAUUUUCCUGCUGCUUUUGCUUGAAUUCCCAAUGCAAAGGUCAGGAUAGACUUGAUUUCACAGUCAGUUAAAUUAUCCACUUUUGUACGAGAAAAUUUUAAUGAUAAUAUCUCAUAUUUGCUCUGUCUUGCUUUUCUUUGAUGUGCCAAACAAAUGGAAGGAAUUACUUUUGAAUGAACUGCUGUCAGAUUCAAGCACUUAUGCAAAGCCCUUUGCUAAAGGGAGUGGAACUGCUGUUUAGGAGGUGCAGCUAGAACUCUGGCUGCAGUCAGCACCCCCAUCGUGCCUCUGGGCAUGUUGUUCUUUGGUCCUCUUCUGUAUGGUAACAAGCCAAAGCAUAGUACAGUACUCCUGUCUUCAUACCCUGAAGCAUUUGGCAAUAUUACAGCAAUUCAGAAAGAAGGUGUGUAAAUGAUAUUCCUGUAUAACAAAAUAGGAUACAGGGGAUAAUACUGUACAGCUGCUUGUUCAGGUUUUAUUUCUUUUUCAAUAUCAGUGUAUAUUUCCUGUCAGAGGUAAAACAAAAAUCUUAAUGAUGUAUUACCAUUGCUGUUGUUUGGUUUUUAACAUUGCAGUCACAAUAGUUUUGCAGUAGAGUGGCUGAAAAGCUGCACACUCGCUUGGAGGUUCUGUAACAUAAAACAUAACAAUCCUUGAGAAUUACAGACAGUACAUAUCUAAGUCUUGCAGAUCAGACUAGCAGCACACAUGCUUUAUGGCUUUGUGAUUUAGAGUUGUUUUUUUUUUCCUUUGCCUGUGUCCCUGACAGACAACUUUAUUUUCUACACAAAUGUUCUGCUCAAAUUAUGUCCAAAUCCAGAUAUCCUGCAUCUAACUGGGCCUUAGAACAGUGUGAGGGAGUUUGGCAUUGUUGCCAUCCAUUUUCCUGGCCAACUUUGUCUUAGCAGUUGUGCUGACAAGCAUCAAACUCUAGUACAGCGCCACCAGGAUACUCAUUCCUGCUCUGAAGGUGCUUUAGAAGAUGGAAAAUUAUAGGUGAUAGCUGUCUGGGCCCAGGACUUGCUAAGGGUGUGUUUAGUGCCUCUGAUCAGAGGAUGACCACAGAACACACAUUUUCUCAUGACAGAGAAAGCAAAUAUUGUGUUGUGUCAUGAUGAAAGAAAUAAGCCUCCCUUUGCUAUCUCACUGAUGUGGAUCUGUAGCUUGAAUAGUGACAACAGCAGACGUGCCGUGUAUUGAUGUUCUCAUCGUCUUUCUGCUAAGGCUCUCAUUUGCUUUGUCCAUGGAAGAAGACUUUGCAGGUGUUCUUUAUUCCUAAUGCAUCUGUAGGAAUAUGAAUGAUUAAGAAUGUCUUUCUGAAGAAAGCAAAGUGGAAGAAGGUAGUUCAGAACAGACACUUAGAAGCAGAAACAGGACGCUCUCCCUUCCUUAGGGAGCACUGAAAUUCUUUGAUGCCAGCAAGCUUGCUUAUACUUCAGAAAGCUGUUUCCUGAAGCUAUGCCUCUUUUCAUUUCCCUGCAGAUGAUGCUUCUGACAAGUCUUUAGGUCUAGCAGGAGUGAGUAAUAGUAAAUAUUCUAAUAGGUAAAUUUUGGCAGAUUUAAAAGUACGUGAACAGAUGUACUAUACAAGUGUCAAUUUUCUUGAGUACUUAGUUCUUGAAGCAACAUUGCACUUUAAUCUUUCCAAGUAUUUCUUUUUUGCUAAGGCAAUAAAAAGUCUGAAAAUGACAAGCAGAUCAUGGGCUUUGCAGUCCUCUGAGGAAGAGAAAAGGAAUGUAUUAACUUACAGCUUCAUCUUUUAAACUCGGGAAGCGGCUCAUCAGGUCUGCUCGCCAAACAGAGGCAGCAAUAUCUACUGUUGUCGAUACAGAGUUGAAAUGAUAGGACAAAUCAGUCGUAUCAUGAGCAUCUUUAUUGUAGAAAUUACUUCUCAGAAUUCAUCAGCUACUUGAUUUGGGGUCUCUCUAGCACUGCCCUGUUAGUGAUGUUGAAGAUGGUAGUGCACAGCACUAACUUUUCCGGAGGUACUGUAGUCGUAGCUGACUGUUGGUCUCAGGAUAGUGACAGAAGACAAAAAUAAUAUGCAUAAAUGGAAUAGCACACAGAAUAUCUGAACCAUGAAGAAUGAGCAAUUUGUAAUGUUGCAACCAAAAGCUUGACUUACUACCUCCAGUCCUGCUGCCCAGAUCCUUUGGAUCAGCUGGGAACUACGAGGCUGCUUUACGCAUUGGGGGGACUGGCAGCUGCCUGACGUUCAGCCUUCAUUUCAGGACUCCACCUUUUCUGCCCCAAAUCAUCCUAGCACUUAGUAAGUUGACCAGUUGUCAGAUGCCUGGCCAAAGAGGAGAUUUUUAUUAAGAAAAGCUGUUUUAUGGUGUAAUUACUAUUUUAGCACAUUGGCCAAAUGUUUGGUUUUGCUCAUAACUUUUAACAAGCGGCACCACAAAGCGCUCUCAGUGGUAGAAUAGGGUUCUACUUUUGGCUAAGGAGUGUUUGUAAGAUGGUGGCUGACACAGCGGUCAGAAGAGAGCAGAUGUAAAAGGGGCAGAAUCAGAAGCUCGGGCUAGUAGUGGUGGGUGUUGGUUUUAGACAAAAAAGCAUUCGUUCUCAAUAAAAGAUGCUUAAGAAUGUUUCUGUGAGGAAAAUGGUUUCAGGUCAGAGCUCUGGUUAUGGCGAACGUUUUACUGUAUUACUGAAUGAAGUAAAUCUUUUCCAGUUCUGUAUUUCAUUUUACACACGCUACCUCUGAAACGUAACUCCACCUUUAAAACCACACAGAAAAUGUGAAUUAAAAAAUAAAAUAAAAAAGCUUUUAUAGGCAAUAAAUUAUUUCCAACACACAUCCUCCACUUUUGUGCCUGUUUUUUAGUUGUGUGAAGCAUUCAGUUUGCUUUUCGUUCUGGUACUGUUUCAUGCAUUUGUCUCAAUCUAUGGACAGGGAAGUAAUGCAGGUGUGAUAUUUGGGGAAAAAAGAUUAGCAUAUGUUAAUGGUAGUGAAUAUUUCUAUUAAUGCUCAAGGAUGGGACAGUAAAUUUUCGCAGCUGUACAGUUUUUGGUACAGCUAUUGUAAGAAAUGGAUAUUAUACUUAGAACUACUCCGGUACCAAAUGACUGAUGCGAUGUUUCUUAGUGCACCAUAGAUGAAUUGAUCAGAGGGAUCAGUCAGACAGCCAGUCUCAGCAGUGUGAUGAGAAGGGAUAGAAUUUUACUUUUUUUCUAUUUUAUUUUAUUUUUCCUAAUAACCAUAUGUAUAAAAACCUUUAGGAACAGUUUUGAUUUGCUUGUAAGCAAGUGUGACGUUAAAAUGACUCAGGGGCAAGCUACAGCUCCCUUGUAAAUGCAGACCAUUGUUGGGUAGCAAAAUGUGAUCUUAAGAAGAAGCAAGUCAGUCAUUUCCCCCAUGUCUGUGCCCAUGAAAGAUGGGGAGGGGGCGGUGGAACCAACGCACCCUUGGAGCCAUGGGUGUGGGGAGGGAGGCAGGGAGGUGCCGGGUGCCACGGCAGCUGUGUGGCUGCGGUGGAGGCCUUGGGGCCUGUCCAUGUGAAUGAAAUAGAUGGAGACGUUCCCACCCCUCAGACAGCACGAGCUUCUGCGUUGUCUCAGAUGCUGUGAAGUGCAGCUGAUAAAAUCGUGGCAGAAUCAGCUGAAUUGCGUGUGGGGAAAAAUGUUGCUCUGUAGUGGGCAUGGUACUGUUUGUGUGGGUUCUGGAAUUACUCAGAGUGCACAUGAGUCCGUGUAUGCAGAGUUACAGUGUGCACAGAUACAACGGACACGAUAGCGUUGGCACCUGCAGAGCUACUUCCACUUAAAACGUUAAUGUAAUUCAUAUAGAAAUACUUCAUUUGGGCUCAUUUGUGUAAGUUUUACUGCACUGAUUACAUGGUUCUGUACAUCUGUACAAUACAGGUUAUUGUCCAACUGCAAAACCGGUGAUUUGUAGGAUUGGAAGUUAGUUAAAAAGUCCUCAGUGAUGAUAUUCGUAAGUGAUAUUGGCAUAUAAACAAACUGCUGUAUUUAUGCAGAGGUAGUGAAUCUUCUGCCACGAUAAUUUCUGUUUUAAUUUCACAAAAGGUAUUGGUUUGAUGUCAUUUUUCUUCGGAAGGUUUAAACAUGAAUCUGUUCCGUAGGUGUUUUCAUUAGCCAACAAAAAGCAAUGUUAAAACAAGGAUGAUUUCCUUCUGGGCCGAUCUGCCAAGGCUCAUAACCCGAGUGGCUCAUUGAAUCUCUGUGACACGUCAGUAUUUAUAUUGCAUUUCUAUUAUUUGUAUCAGUAUGUGUAGCAAAAAAAUUGCUCUAAAUCUUGACCUGAUGUACCUCCACUGUAGCCCAGGACGUUGGAUCUUGGCUUAUUUGAGAGAUGGAUGCCUAGUGAAAUAUUCCAUGCAUUUAUAUUGAUUUUUUUUUCUUGCUGUUGUUCUGUAUAUAUAAGGGUAUUUAUAAUUCUGUAUUAACAGAGAUGCUCAUUUCCUUCUCCAGAAGUCUGCUCAGCUAUUUUUAUAUAAAAUGUUGGUCUUUGCCUUAAUUUUUUUGUGCAAGUCGUGCCAUAGAUACUUUAACUUAUCCACAGGUAGUUCAUGCAAUUUGCUUUGAAAUGUCUUUGGUUAAUGAUUUUUUUUUUCCUCAAAUCAUUCUAAAUUGUUUUCUCCUCCAAGUGUACGAUGAGAUUUUUUUUCUUCUUAAUCUUGGUUUUGUUCCGUUUCGAAGAUACCCCGGUAUGCAUGCUUCGGUUAGAGCCAGCUUUUUCUCUGUAGCUUAUUGUUUCUAGUUAAAAAUCCUUCUACUGAAAAAGAAAGAAAUGAAGUAAUGCUUGUACAGAUGUGUCUAUAGCGCCCAGACGGUCAGAGCCAAGGGCUAUUUAGCGUUGGUAACUUUGUCUACUAGACUCAAGGAUAUUUUUCUACGUCUGUCACGUUUGGGCCUAUGGCGAAAUGAAAUAAAGGUGAACCGACUCCUUUUCCUACA
Gallus gallus (chicken) is the source of this 10936-nucleotide messenger RNA. It is a transcript of the gene HDX, whose product is annotated as highly divergent homeobox. Bases 1776 to 3863 code for a protein of 695 amino acids. Gene Ontology annotation, biological process: regulation of transcription by RNA polymerase II. Gene Ontology annotation, molecular function: DNA-binding transcription factor activity, RNA polymerase II-specific; RNA polymerase II cis-regulatory region sequence-specific DNA binding. The transcript has 11 exons. The record is from RefSeq and is a predicted model, not a curated record. Lineage: Eukaryota; Metazoa; Chordata; Aves; Galliformes; Phasianidae.